Messenger RNA from Ornithorhynchus anatinus (platypus), 5766 nucleotides. RefSeq names its product F-box protein 28 (gene FBXO28). The transcript is spliced from 5 exons. Gene Ontology annotation, biological process: protein polyubiquitination. Gene Ontology annotation, molecular function: protein binding. NCBI's taxonomy places the organism in Eukaryota, Metazoa, Chordata, Mammalia, Monotremata, Ornithorhynchidae. The record is from RefSeq and is a predicted model, not a curated record. The coding region runs from base 1 to 1101 and encodes 366 amino acids.
AUGGCGGCGGUGCCGGAGGAGCGGAUCGCGGAGGAAGGGGGAGGCGGCGGCGGGUCCAUGGCCGCGGGCUCGUCCCAGAGGCUCUCCCCGCCGCCGGCUCCCCCGCCGCCGCCGCCCCUGCUGGGCCCGCAGGCUCUGGCUCCCGCCGCGCUGGCCCUGGACCAGCUGCCUCAGAACAACACACUGGUGGCGCUGCCCAUCGUGGCCAUCGAGAACAUCUUGAGCUUCAUGUCCUACGACGAGAUCAGCCAGCUCCGCCUGGUUUGUAAACGAAUGGAUUUGGUCUGCCAGAGAAUGUUGAAUCAGGGAUUUCUGAAAGUGGAAAGAUACCAUAACCUGUGUCAAAAGCAGGUCAAAGCACAACUUCCAAGGCGAGAAUCAGAAAGGAGAAACCAUUCAUUAGCACGUCAUGCAGACAUUCUUGCCGCAGUAGAAACAAGACUCUCACUUUUAAAUAUGACUUUCAUGAAAUAUGUGGAUUCCAAUCUGUGUUGCUUCAUUCCUGGAAAGGUAAUUGAUGAAAUUUAUCGUGUGCUGAGAUAUGUAAAUUCUACCAGAGCCCCACAACGAGCUCAUGAAGUGCUUCAAGAGUUAAGGGACAUUUCUUCCAUGGCAAUGGAAUAUUUUGAUGAGAAGAUUGUUCCAAUUCUCAAGAGGAAGUUGCCAGGAUCGGAUGUGUCAGGACGACUCAUAGGAUCUCCCCCAGUGCCAGGCCCUUCAGCAGCCCUGACAACAAUGCAGCUGUUCUCCAAGCAAAACCCUUCGAGACAGGAGGUCACCAAACUCCAGCAGCAGGUCAAAACAAAUGGGGCUGCUGUGACUGUUCUCAGGCGUGAAAUGUCCGAGCUGCGCACCAAAGUGCAGGAACAGCAGAAACAGCUCCAAGACCAAGACCAGAAACUGCUAGAGCAAACCCAAAUCAUAGGUGAACAGAAUGCACGGUUGGCAGAGCUUGAACGCAAACUCCGAGAGGUCAUGGAAAGUGCAGUGGGAAGUUCCUCAGGGUCUGGGCAGAACGAGGAGUCUCCGCGGAAACGGAGGAAGGCAGUGGAAGCCAUAGACUCUCUUAGGAAAUCCAAACGCCUCCGAAAUCGAAAAUAACUGGGGAUUGAGCUACUGCUGCAGAAGCUGACCUGGUUUAGUAGGCCAAGCAGAUGUGCUGACUUGGAUACUGUGAUUAGCAGCUGAGUGUCUUUAGGCUGCCUUGUUUUCAGAACACCAGUUUGACUUGAACAGUUCCUCUCUCACCGUUGAGAUGUUCGUUCUUUUCCCGCUUCCGUGUGGGUGGGCCCGAUGCACAGAAUCUCUUUAAUUUGCAAUAGAUUUGUACUAACCAGACGCGCUCUACCGUUUUGAGGAGUUAAUCUUUUUUUCUGUGCAGCUGUGUUUAAGUAAAUUUAUUUGUGUUUCUGCAUAUAUGCACAUUAAAUAAGGAUCUUGAAUAAACCAAGUUUUGACUAGAGGUUAAACUUACAUACCGAAAACUCCUGUUCACUUGAAAGAAAAGACCUACUUUUUAAGUGGACGCUGUCUUGUAUAAAAGUCAGCUUUUGGUUACAAGUGACCUUUGUCUGGAAUGUCCAAAAAGUAGUUAAUACUUUUUGGUAUUGAAGUUAUGGGGAACUGAGAAGGACUUCCUACGCUACAGUAUUGGCUAUAUAUUUUUGUAGACUACUGGCAAGGGGACUUAUCCAGUUGUUGUUAUAUAUACAUAAACACCAAUUUCAGUUCUCUGCUGUUGGAACCAUGUCCUACAUUUGCAUGGCUAGAUGCAUGCACUGCCUCGUCAGCUCGCUUAAGAGCUCUUGCACUGGUAUUGAUUGAUCUUGACCGUCUAAACUUGCCCACUCUUUUGAGUAGCUUCUAAGUUACUUAAAUCCCCACACAGUAGCUACUCACCACCCAGCAGAUCGGUUAGUUCAUUUGACCUCAAGUUAUAAGGGGUGAAGAAGGUUUUGAACCUGGUUUGGCACCAUUUGCUGCUCCUAGGCUGAGGCACAACCGAAAUUCUGAGGCAGUUUCUGCUCAUGUUGGGCCUCUGGUUCCUAGUACUGUCCUGUUAUUCUGCUGUGUCAGCCCAUGGGUCAAGCCAAGGAGUGGGCACUCCUUAAUUUGUGGCUCUGUGUCAUCAGUGAAGCCGAGCCCACGUGGGCAACUUGUCUGACAAAAGACAUCUAAAACCAUUUCAUGUUGGGGAUGGAGCAGGGAGGUUUUUAGUACUAAUAACUAUAUUCUAGCUUUCCUUAUUCUAAAACGUUUUAAUCACCUUUAAACAAGAGCUUUAAUUUCUUUUGCACUCCUGUUUUGAGCUUGUAACUGGAAAAGCAUGUCUUGCACUGUUCAGUCUUCUGAUUGGUCACUUUAACAACCUCUAAGUUGUUGUUGUACAGUGAUUACUUUUCCCAUUUGUAUAUUUUUAAAUCCUGAUAAUAGACCUCACUGUUCGUGUUUUAAUUUAAUGUACUAAACUAUGUAGCUCUCAUUUGACUGUUAAUUUUAAUUUUUUUUUUGAGCAACUGUGGCCUUGGGCUUCAUUGGAAUUAAAGUAAAUUUAGGUGUAGCAUGGAAAACUUUGAUUUCCUGGUGAAAGUUCUCUAAAAUUUCAAGGCUUUGGUAAGCUAAUCCUUUCUGCAUCAUUCCAAUGUAACGUGCUUACACUUCAUGCAAUUUCCUAACACAUCCAAAAGUUGCCCUGUCCAUUUACGUCUGAUCUUUGAAAACCUCCUAUGUGAAAAUCGGUUUGCCUUGAAACAUCAGUAUUAGUAUUUAAUACUCUUCUUUGAGGGAAGGGAUGGAAGAGUUUAUUUCAAAAUUAGCUAGGAAAUUAAGUUUCCCAAAACAUCUUUGCCAAGGAGUUAGUUCAUCAAAAUUCAGAUUCCAACUUAUUUUCCCACUAACAGAUCUCAUUUUUGCUAUCUCUAGAAAUGAUCUGUUCCUUCAUAGUGUGAAGAAGGCUCCUUCGGAUUACCUAAUGGUCAUUAUUAACAACUGCUUGCCUGGAAUCUUAGAGACUUCAUUUUGAGUAACAGAGUACAGAUUACUAGUUUAACAGGGGUAAACAGUAUGCAUCGUCACACACACUUUCUGUUCAUUUACAGGUGUAUUCUUUUAUUCAACAUGAACAUAGGUGACUUUAAUUGCAAAGGAUCUGGGCAAAACACUAUUAUUGUGACUAAUGUGAAAGUACACUUGCUCCAUUUUAAGUCUUUACAGGGUGCUUUAUUUUUUCUAAAUCCUCUUGUUUUUCAUGAUAAUCUAAACAGGACAAUCUAAAUUGUUCAAGCAUAACAAUCUCCCAAUGGAGGACAAAAAGUUGCUAUAGUAAGCAAUCAGGAAGUGUUUAUGGGGCGAAGAGAGGAUGUCUUUGGGUCUGUGUUCCACAGAUCAUAAUUGCUACAGUAAAACACAUGUAAUCCUGCCUCAAACCAAUUUACCACUUUAUACCUUUAUCCCUGCUAUGUUUUCUUGGCAGGAGGUACUGUUGACCUUAGGAGCAAUUGGAAUUUAUUUUACACAAUAGAACCAAACCCUAACAAAAGUCAUUUUGUUUAAAUUGGUGAAGAACAGUUUAUAUAAAACAGGCUUUCUUGGCUAAGGCUGUUUAAAGCACAUACUAGAAUAACUGAGACGGGAGCUUUUUUGGGUCAGGCUGGGCAUUUCCAACCUCUCCUGAGCUUCUUAAAUGACACGUUCCCACCACUUUAUUUUAGGUUGCAGUGUACACUUUAUAUGAUUCAUCUAAGUAUUAAUUUAGCCAUAAAAUGUAAUGGUUUUUUUUUAAUCUUUGAAAUACUAGGAAAUUGUCAGGCCAAAUAACCGUGACAUCACCAAGUUAAAUAUGAUGACACUUGACUGCAGUAUAGCUAAAUAAGCUCUCCCAUGGCAAGUCCAGACUAGAUACAGGGAGAGUGUUGGUUUUAUGUGUACAGAGGCAGCUCAAUUUUAUCCAGUUCUAACUGAACAAUUAUGGUUGUCAUGAAUUAAAACAUAGUCCAAGUAACUUAAAGAAAAAAUGAACUUGGAUGAGACUACUGAAUUUCAGACACAUACAGUCCUUGCCCAUCAGACUUUUUCUGGAUGGACUGGAACUAACGUGAUCAGAAUGUACUAAGUUGUCAGUAGAUGGUCAAAGACAACAAAAGAAAUGAAUCUUUACACCGUGCCCGUUAUCUUGAGUGUGUUUUUUUUUUCCAAAGGAGACUACUUCAUGUUGAGACUGGCCAUUAUAUUGGGAGAUGAUGGCCACCAGUUUCUGUGGUUCAGCAUAGAAUUGGCCUGGCACAGGAAAGGUAUAUGUAUUUGCUUCUAAGAAAAAUAUUUCAGUUUAGGAACUGAGCUCCCAUGUGGCCAUUAUUCCCAUACUACCCUCUGGUGGACUUCCUGUGGUGAAGCAAUGUUUUUCUGUUAAAUCACUUAAGCUUUUUACUAGAGUUGUUACAAGGAUUGGCUACUAGGUUUAAAAAUAGUAUAUAGGCUAUUAGUUUAUCCAAAUUUAAUAAUCUCUAUUCAAAUGCAGUGAGCUAAAAUAUAUAGUAUAAGUGUGGCAUCUGAUUUGAGCAGUUGGAUUAUUUUUUGUCUAAAAUUACAAAGGGCAAGUAAAUAGAAAGGGAUUUGAAUGCAAUAAAUAUUGCAUUCCUUGAGGCAUAUAAUCAACAAAAUGGCACCUUGAAACAAAUGCUUUGUUCAAUAAUCCAGGCCACUUUAGAACCCGAAUUCUUGAUUUAGGCUUCUUUAAAGAAGAAAGCCAACCAGCUAACCGCUCAACCCUCCACUUGAACUACACACCACGCAGGCACUCAGUUCCAUUUAUCCUGGAUAGGCAAGGUUUUGCUGUACCAUUCAGUCAUUUGAGCAGGUAUUUCAUUUUUGAUGCAUCUAAAACUAUUUCAAUUUGGGAAGUCACUUGGAAGUUUGUGCCUGAAUACUGAGGUCCAGCAAAGUUUCUAGUUUUGUAAAGAAUCAUCCUUUAGGGUUGGGGGAGCAGGGAGGAAAUGGGGGAAGAGAGAAAGGGUCAGCCUAACUUGCUUUCAAGUGUAUUAAGUGGAGAAAUGGUGAGACAUUACCCUAGGAAACUAUCAAUGGCCAUGGACAGACUACAGUUCAUCUUGCCUAGGAAAAGAUUUUCUUGGCAGUAGAAAUCUAAAUAAUUGUUGAAAUGGGCUGGGUGCUAUUUACAGUGGAGGCUUAAAACAUGUUAAAUAUUUGAAAAUUGGCCCUUUCCUGCCGAACACAUGAAAAAAAUACAUAUGUUAUCCUGAAAGGGAAGAGCAGGUGGAGGAAGAAAUGAGAAUAAAAUCCAUGAUGAAAGGGUUUUAACAGAAAGUGUAAAAUUCUGGAAGUAUACUGGCAUGGGUGUUUUGUUUUUUUGUUUGUUUUUUUUUUUUGGAUGGUGGUUCUGUUUUGCAGAAUUUGACAUCUAUUCAAAUUAGUACCAAACAGGAAUAUAAAAUUCCUUCAUGUGGUACUAAGCCUGUUUACCUAUGCUCUGUGAGCUAUAACGAACUUAAGUUGUACUUUCUGGUGUCUUAAAUGCAGAUAAACAUGUUGCAGUCAUUGGAAAGUGAAAUGCAUUUCCCAGUCAUGUCAGGGUACUUAAAUGUGUUAUUACCAGUAAUACUCGCAUUUUUUGUAUUUCAUGAAAAAGGGAAAGUGAAGAUGCAUUUGUUAAAUGGAUUCUAUGUAGAAAGUUUACAUCUUUUGCAUAUACAAAUUUAGUGUUAAACAUAAGUUUCCAGUAAGUUGAAUAAAUUCACAUUGAAAGAUUAA